Tripterygium wilfordii is the source of this 982-nucleotide messenger RNA. RefSeq names its product dirigent protein 18-like. The record is from RefSeq and is a predicted model, not a curated record. The coding region runs from base 245 to 982 and encodes 245 amino acids. The transcript has a single exon. Lineage: Eukaryota; Viridiplantae; Streptophyta; Magnoliopsida; Celastrales; Celastraceae.
UGCAUGACAUACAAUAGUUUUAAAAUAUGAAUUUAACAGUACAACUAAAACAAAAUGACUCAACUAAUCUAACUCCAACAACUUCACUACCAUUUGAGUUGCCCCUACUUACUCCAUCUUAGCCCCAGUGUCUCAGAACCUGCCCUCUCGAGCCCCAUUUAAAUACCAUGUCCUCCUUUCUCCUUACACCAACAACAAAGACAUCCAAAAACCUUCAUUUCCCCAAAUCACAGAAUCCACAAAGAUGUUCAAGCAAUUACCAAUCACAUUGGUUUUUGCAGCCAUGCACGUUGCGAUCAUCGCUGCUGCAUCAACCGCAGGAGAAGAACCGGCGCUUGAGUUAUACAUGCAUGACAUUCUAGGAGGCAGUAGCGCCACGGCAAGGCCAGUCACCGGCUUGCUAGGGAACAUUUACAAUGGUCAAGUACCCUUUGCUAGGCCAUUGGGAUUUCUUCCACCAAAGGGUGGAGUGGCCAUCCCCAAUGCCAACGGUGCCCUUCCAACCAUCAAUGCUGCCAACGGCAUUCCAUUGGGAACUGGCUUGGCUGGGACAACAUUUGCAGGAAAUACAAACAAUCAGAAUCUCAAUGGGAACCCCCAAAUUCAACUCGGACCAGACGGAUUAGGACUAGGGUUCGGAACAAUCACUGUCAUUGAUGAUGCAUUGACCUCUAGUCCUGAGUUUGGUUCACAGGCACUAGGUAAAGCUCAAGGAGUAUAUGUCGCGAGCGCCGCUGACGGAACCACUCAGAUGAUGGCAUUUACAGCCAUGUUUGAAGGAGGAGAAUUCGGUGACAGCCUCAACUUUUAUGGCAUAUACAAGAUUGGGGGGAAGUACUCACAUUUGACCAUAACUGGUGGUACUGGCAAAUACAAGAAUGCUUUCGGGUUCGCUGAAGUUCGAUCUCUCAUACCAGCUGGUCAACAUGUCCUGGAUGGAUCAGAGACAUUACUGAGGAUCACUGUCCACCUAAAAUACUAA